UCAAAAAUUUGCUUGCAAAUGAAGUUGUGGAAAAAUUCUUACAUAUCCAGAAUUUUUCUCACUUUGUUAUUGAUAAAUUUCCUAAAAAUUGUUAAAUUCGCUAAAUUGUGCUGAAAAUGUAUAAGGGAGUGUCGUAAAUAAGUAUAAAAGCAGUGUGUGUGUGAAAAAUUAAAAAAGCUGCCUUUCGUUGGCUUAUUGUCGAUUGGAAUAUAAUAAUAUAACGUUGUUUAUGUUGAAGGAGGCGCGGCCGCAGCACUGAUUGGGUCGCAAAGGAACGAAAUGCAGGAGUAAUUUUUAACCUGUCAUAUAUGUUGUCAUCACUGACUCACUUCGUACCGUUCGUUGUGAGACGCAUAUCACUGCUGCAUACAGGAAUAUUUAUCUGUGUUUACAUUUAUUAUUUUGUGCUAACGUCAUCAACGCGAAACCUCAUCAUUCGUAAAUUUUGUGUGUGCUCACAACAAACUCUUGGCAUUUCAACAUACAAAUAUUUAAUACGUCUAGGGAAUGUGGAUGCCGCCAUACAUAAGGAUAAGCUUGGUUCACCGACUGUGUGCUUAGAUGACGGUAAUUUAGCUGCUUUUGGUAUAAGCGCACUAAUGGCCACAGGAGGCAUCGACAUGGGUGACUUGGCCCAGGAAUUAGAUCAGGAUGAGUUUGAUGGCCCAAAUAUGUUGAAUGGUGAGCGACCAGCCAUAAUUGCACCGCCGGAGAGUGAAUGGUAUCAUGGGCGCUUGGAUCGUUAUUCUGCUGAAUCGCGACUACGCGGAACUGGCAAAUUGGGCAGUUAUUUGGUACGUGAAAGCGAUCGCAAGCCUGGUUCAUAUGUAUUAAGCUAUUUAGGACGCACUGGCAUUAAUCAUUUUCGCAUUACUGCGGUGUGUGGUGAUUUCUAUAUUGGCGGACGUCAAUUCGUGUCGCUGAGCGAUCUCGUCGGCUACUACACCUCAUGCAGUGAUUUGCUGAAACGUGAGCGCCUGGUGCUACCAGUGCCACCACCGGAGCCGGUGAACGAUAAGAAGCGUGUUGUGGCACAUUUACCCUAUACCAAAAUGGCUGACACCGAUGAGUUGAGCUUUCAGAAGGGUGAUAUAUUUUUUGUGCACAAUGACAUGGGCGACGGUUGGUUGUGGGUGACAGCACAUCGCACUGGUGAGCAGGGUAUGAUCUUCCGUGAACUAGUCGAGGAUUUGGAUCCGGUAAUCGAUCCAAACACGGUGUUUCCUUGGUUCCAUCCGAAUUGCACUAAGAAUGAAGCAGUCGACAUGCUGGUGAAAGCCGGUCCAGGCAGCUUUCUGGUGCGCCCAAGCGAUAAUUCGCCUGGCGAUUACUCGCUCUUCUUUCACAUUAAUAAUCAAAUUCAGCGCUUUCGCAUUGAAAAGAAAGGCGUACGUUAUCUGAUGGGCGGACGCACUUUCGAGUGCUUGGAUGCCGUGAUCAAUCGCUAUCGCAAAGAGCAAAUCGUCGAAGGUCACUCACUCAGUCAUCCAGUGGUUAACGGUUCACAGCCCGAAUUCAACCAACAGUUUGUGGUGGAAAAGGCAGCCGAAAAAAUCUAUGCAACUCUGCGUGAAUGUCGCGAUCAAAUCGGUUUGAAGAAGAUAAAAGGCAUCAAACAUCAUGGACAUUUGUUCAAGAAGUCUGAUAAGACAGCCAAAUGGAAACAAUUGUACUUUGCGCUUAUCAGCGAGGGCAGCGAAACACAUCUCUGCUUCUAUGACAAUCCGAAAAAGACUAAACCGAAGGGUCUCAUCGAUCUAUCGUGUGCGUAUCUAUACCAGUGCCAUGAAUCGCUAUGGGAGCGGCCAUAUUGUUUUCAAAUAGUGGAGCGCGCACUGCCAUGCUUGGCUAACAAUACGUAUCUGUGCGCGACGCAAGAGACGUACGUGGAAUGGAUUAAUGCGCUCAAAGCGCAAUGCAGUUCACAAUUCAGUCGCGCGCAAAUCAAAGUGCCGUGUUUGCGCGAGUUGCGUUGCCUGAAUUUGCAUGUGCUCGAGGCGCAUAAGCUGCCAUUCAAAUUGGUGCCGCAUCCCUACUGCAGCAUCUCGUUGAAUCAAGUGAAGGUGGGCAAGACGCGUGUGAAGAUCGCGCCCGAUCCAGUGUGGGAGGAGGAAUUCGUUUUGGACGAUGUGCCGCCGGAUGUGGUCUCACUCACAAUUACGCUCAUUUCGCGUGGCAAACGCGGUAAAGAUUCGGAAGUCGCCGAACUCACCAUCGAUUUGGCCAGUCUGAAGAACGGUCAAGAGACGGAGGGCUGGCAUCAGCUCACCGGCAUGACACCCAUGGGCGAAUGGGGUUCACUACGUUUGCGCAUGCGCUAUUUGGAUGACUUGAUUAUGCCCUGCGAGGAGUACAGUCCAUUGCAGGAGUUGCUGCUCGAGCCCGAGUUGUGCGUGGUUAAAGCUCUGGCCGAACUUUGUCACAAUGAUCGCGUGCCGCUCGCUACGGCGCUACUACGUGUAUUCCGUCAUGAGAAACGCGAGACGGAGCUGAUACGCAUACUCUGCCAGGCGGAAAUCGCGCGUGAAAACGAAACGACUACACUUUUCCGCGGCGCUUCGCUGGCCACCACACUAAUGGAUUUGCACAUGCGCACUGAGUGCUCGGGUUUUUUGCACGCUGCCGUUUCGGAGACGGUGCAGCGCAUACUCGACAGCAAGCAAUCGGCCGAACUCAAUCCCACCAAGAUGGAUGUGAACGAUGAUGCUUGCUCCAAUGCCGAGUUUUUGCUACAGAUACUCGAUUCGGUGACGCAUUCGAUAUUCACCUCGCCCGAGGCGUGUCCACGCAGUGUGCGCUACAUAUGUAAUUGCCUGCAGAAGGCUGUCGUGGCCAAGUGGCCAACUGAGCGCUUGGUGCGCACGCGCGUCGUCUCCGGUUUCAUAUUUCUACGUCUGCUAUGCCCGGCAUUGUUGAAUCCUCGUCAAUUUGGCCUGGUAAGCGAAACGCCACCAACCAUGGCUACGCGUUCGCUCAUUAUGGUAGCCAAAUGCUUGCAGAAUCUAGCAAAUCUAAUUGAGUUUGGCGGCAAGGAACAAUACAUGGAGGUGGUCAAUCCGUUUAUAUUGAAGAAUAAGGAACGCAUGAUUGUCUUUCUCGAUCAAUUAUCGCUCGUUACGGAUCCAAAUCCACCGCCGGGCAUGUUUAGCGAACAAAACUCCAAUCAUACUGUGCAGGAUACUGGUCGCGAACUGGCCACACUCCAUCACAUUUGCGUCUCUUACUUGCCGGAGUUGCAAGGUCUCUCGAAUAUACUCUCCAUUAAGAAGUUGGUCACCGUCACCGACAUGCUGACAAAGCACAAGCUGAAAUAUCGCGAAAAGAUUAGCUAAGAUGAAAAUAUCGCUGAAAUCAACAACUCCUGGAGGGUAAUAGCCAAACAGUAACAACUACAACAACAACAGUCACCAAAAGUCAGAAGUUAGUGUGAAGCGUGAGCAGUUGAAGUUAGCAAAUUAAUUAGAACACCAAACAAAUAAUUAUUUAUACAAUAGCAAGAACAAUUGAUAACCUAAUAAAAUGCGCGUGUGAAUUCUGCAACACAAGACAUAACAUAACACAUAAGUAGAAGCUAGAAGAAAGCAGUGCGCUAGCCGCGACAGUGAGCAAAAUGCUGGUCACAAAACAAAAAUAUUACAUUUAUUCACGCUUUACGUUUACGCAUGCAAAGAGUCAACUAACUGUAUUAUUUACAAGUGCCGUUAAUUUUUUUUUGUUUUUUUUUUUUUUUUGCGUGUUAGCCUGAGCAUGCGCGCGUGCUUGCGGUUCUGCGUCCAUUUGCUAAGCAUUAUAAACAUCUAUUUUAGCGCUAGUAUCUCAAAUUAUUAUUUUUUAUUCUCGAAAUGUCGAGUUCUCGAGCUGCAAUAGUGAGGUCGCGCGCUUGUUGCUGCACACAAUUGUAAAAAGCUGCAUUUCAAGCAAAUUCCGUUGCCUUUUCUAUCAAAUAUUUGUAUAAAUAGCAAGCGCAAAUUAUACACGCCAUUUUCGUCUUACCUAUGCUUUAAAAAAUCAACUGCAGCCUAUAUUUUUCUUUGUUAUUUUAUAAUUUAUUAUAUACUUUUUAUUGCUAUUAAGUGUUAAAUUUUUUUUGUGUAAUAUUUUAUAUUUAUUAUUUUUUUUUUGGAGCUAUUUUUUUGUUAAUUUUUAUAUUUUUUUAUAUAUUUAAAAAUUUUUAUUUUAUAUUUCUUUUUUGAUAAUUUUUUUUAUUUUAUUUAUUUAUUUUUUUUUAAUAAUUUUUUAUAUAUUUUUUUAAAAUAUUUUUUUUUUAUUAUUUUUUUUUUUUGUGUUAUUUUUUGAUAUUUCUUUAUAUUUUUUAUAUUUGUUUUUGUUAUACAUAUGUAUAUUUAAAGUUUUUUUUAUUGUUUAUUUUUAUUUAAUUUUUUUAAUUUAUUUUUUAUAUAUUUUUUAAACAUUUUUUUUCUUUUCUGUUUCUAUUUAUUUUUUGUGUGUUUUUUUUUUUUUUUUUAGUGUUAUUUUUUAUUUUCAAAUAUAUAUAUUUUGUGUUGCUUUUCGUGUUUGCAAAAAUUUGUUAUUACUUCGAUCUGCUUCAUUUCGACGCACUUCCUUUGCGUUGCAGUAGUGUA
This is a messenger RNA of Bactrocera oleae (olive fruit fly), 4583 nucleotides long. NCBI's taxonomy places the organism in Eukaryota, Metazoa, Arthropoda, Insecta, Diptera, Tephritidae. The record is from RefSeq and is a predicted model, not a curated record.